CACAUAUAUACAAACUGGGUUGUUGUUUUGGCUAAGUUCUCGAAGAGCACAUGAUUGCUGUAUGUGUAAAUAUUGGAAAUCAGAAUGUAUAUAAACAGUCACAACAGCUGUAUGAUAUCUGUCUGAGUUGAAGAAUUUAACAGGCAACUGCUUCUACAAGUAAACAAGCACAAACAAGAUGAAGUUCUGCAUCCUGCUUAUGUUUGUGAUCCUGCCCGUCCUCGUUUACGGAAUGCCGCCAAUCAGUAGGGACUACAACACCCACUGCCGGUGCCUUCAGGUGGAGUCGAGGAUCAUCCCUCCAGACAAUCUGAGGAGCAUCAAGCUCGUCCCUGAAGGGCCCCACUGCCCGGAUAUAGAAGUCAUAGCUGGACUGGUGAAUGGGGAAAAAGUGUGCCUGAACCCUCGGUCCUCCUGGGUGAAGAAGCUUAUCCACUUUGUUCUUGAGAAACAACUGCAUCAGAAGGGAGGAGGAGCACUUUCCAAGAAUCGAUGACACAAUGCAAAACAUGUUCCAAUUGAAGCUGUUGAAACAUGUCUUUCUGCAACUAUGAGCCAUGCCGUUUUACUUUAUAAUAUAACAUUUAACCCAAGUUGUGUAACUUAAAUAACUUUUCUGUUGUUAUUGUUCAUAUUUGCUAAAACAUUUCUAAGUAACAUUGAUUCUGGACUUAUAUUGAUUACGUGUUAGAGCACACAAAAACAGAUGUGUGUGAUUAUGUUAAAGAAGUAGUUGUAAGACUUGCAUAAGGUAUUUAA
Perca flavescens (yellow perch) is the source of this 759-nucleotide messenger RNA. It is a transcript of the gene cxcl19, whose product is annotated as chemokine (C-X-C motif) ligand 19. NCBI's taxonomy places the organism in Eukaryota, Metazoa, Chordata, Actinopteri, Perciformes, Percidae. Bases 179 to 496 code for a protein of 105 amino acids. Gene Ontology annotation, biological process: chemotaxis; immune response; defense response. Gene Ontology annotation, molecular function: chemokine activity. Gene Ontology annotation, cellular component: extracellular region. The record is from RefSeq and is a predicted model, not a curated record. The transcript is spliced from 3 exons.